Molecule: messenger RNA, 783 nt
Organism: Pseudocercospora fijiensis CIRAD86
Lineage: Eukaryota; Fungi; Ascomycota; Dothideomycetes; Mycosphaerellales; Mycosphaerellaceae
Exons: 5
Coding region: 1-783 (260 amino acids)
Source: RefSeq, a predicted model, not a curated record
AUGUGUGAAAAGGCCGGAAUGGCGCUGCAGUCACGACAUAAGGUUGCGCAACGCUUGCUCCCGCCCCGCUUGAACAGUGCACCGAGUGCUUCACUUCCAGCAAUUCCUCUCUGCCAAUCCCGCUCUGGAGACGAUCGGAAUGGCUCUUUCAGCAGCAAGCCGGCCAUGUCGACGGCCUCGAUAUGCAUUGAGGGAGAUGCGCGUAAAGACGGUCUCCGUAACGGCAAUGGCUCGGCUCGGCUCGGCUCGGCUCCAGCUGCGCGAUCAGCCGUGCUCGUUGCUCGUUGCUCUCCAACUGCGAACUACACACCACCCUCCCCUCCCCUCCACGCCGCCCAUUGCGCGCGCCCCUUGCCGACCGCGAUAUACUUCGAUUCUGGCGCAUGUAUUCAUAGUAGAGCGUCCACUCGUUCCGGUGCGGUCUUUGCAGGCGACCGCCCUUCCUCACUGCGCACCGCUCGCACAUACAUCAAUGGACCGGCGGCCAGUGAAACGAUGAACAGCCUCAAUAUUGUGUCGCGACUGCCUCCACGCUCACGAACCAGUUCCUCGUCGGACAUCCACACCCUCGGAAGCAACGGCCAUGCCAGCGAAAGCGCAAACGGGAGCGCAUCACUCCAUGCUGGCUCACUCUCGGAGAAGUUGGGCCAUCUUAACGGGCUUGAGAUGAGGAAUGCCGCAGACGCAGACGCAGACGCAGACGCAGACGCAGACGCAGACGCAGACGCAGACUAUGUCGACGAGAAAGGACUCCAUUCUGAAUUCCGGAAAUGGAGGUGCUGA